AUGUAGAUGAAUGUACAGUGUCUGCAAACUGUGUUCAUGGGACCUGCUCUAACACUGAUGGUGGAUAUACGUGCACUUGUGAAAAUGGUUAUACAGGGACACAAUGUGAUACAGAUGUAAACAGAGCUGAUGGAUCCACUGCAACAAGUAGUAACCCCGAAGGAGAUGGUGAUCCUCCAUCUAAUCUUGUAGAUGGAGAUAACUCAACAACAUUUACAUUGACAUAUUCCAAUGACACGUGGGUUAUGAUUGAUUUGGGUGAAGAGAUUGCUGUGAAUCACGUUGAGAUCUGUUCACCUCCCCCAGGGACAGACAUUGACGUUGAAAUUUAUAUCGAAAAUUCUGACACUCCCACAUAUGAAGAGACACUUUGUGCCGAGUUCAGUG
Messenger RNA from Owenia fusiformis, 387 nucleotides. The record is from the annotation of a GenBank genome assembly. NCBI's taxonomy places the organism in Eukaryota, Metazoa, Annelida, Polychaeta, Sabellida, Oweniidae.